UAACAAGAUGAAGGCACUUUUAGGAAUAAUUAAAAUUUUCCUGAAGCAUUUACUUUACGUGACAGUCUGUGGCACAGUUUUGCUCUUGACUUUUUGCUAUUGCUAACGUUGCUGUGGAAGCGCGAGAGCUGUCAGAAGUUUGAUUUUGAAUAAGGGGCUCAGGCAUAUAAAGGAAUAUUUGCCUCAGACUUGGUAGCAGCUGUUAGUGCUCGUGUAUUCUAGACCUGUGAAUAGGAGUUUAUUGUUUAAUCUGGUCUUAUUCCAAAUAGUAUAUACAGUUGUCUACUCAAUUACACUGACUGGGAUAAACAAGCAGUCUAAACACUGUACUUCUAAAAGAAACGUAUCAACUGCUAAAUCUUUUGCAAGAGCGUUCUGAACUCAGUUCCUCCAUGUCAUCAGUUCUGUUCUUCCAGCUUGCAUCCCGAAUUCAUCUUCCAGCUUGCAUCCCGAGUUCAUCUGGAAGUUAAAGUUUGCAGGUAUGGUGAGACAAGCUUCUGCUGAUUCUAGUGUUUCACCAGAAAGUUUGUUAAUGUAGAUGGCUUGGAAAGAGAUACAUGGCGUUUCCAGCUAAAGAGAGGAUGGUUUGAAGACGAUUGGAGACACCUUGGAACUGUUUCACCCUAGAUAUUUUUGUUGAAAGUAGAUAAAAUGGUGACAUUAAUUCACACUUUAGCAGAUCAUACCAAUGAUGUCAGCUGCUGUGCCUUUUCUUCAUCUUACUUGGCUACUUGUUCCUUGGACAAAACGAUACGCCUCUAUUCUUUGAAGGACUUUACUGAGCUUCCCUACUCACCGUUAAAAGGUCAUACAUACGGUGUCCACUGCUGCUGCUUCUCUCCAUCAGGACACGUUUUAGCUUCGUGUUCAACAGAUGGCACGACCAUGGUUUGGGACACUCGUGAUGGUCAGAGGCUGGCAGUGCUAGAGCAGCCCAGUGGCAGUCCUGUUAGAGUGUGCCGAUUUUCUCCUGAAUCCAGCUAUCUGGUGUCAGGUGCAGCAGAUGGGAGCGUAGUUCUUUGGAACGCGCAGUCACUGAAAUUGUACAGAUCCGGGAAUAUUAAGGAUGGUUCUUUGGUGGCGUGUGCAUUUUCUCCUAAUGGAAAUUUCUUUGUCACUGGAUCAUCAUGUGGUGAUUUAACCGUUUGGGAUGAUAAAAUGAGAUGCCUUCAUAAUGAAAAAACACACGAUCUUGGUGUUACCUGCUGUGAUAUUUCUUCACAGCCAAUUUCUGAUGGCGAACAUGGGUCCAGAUACUUCCAGAUGGCUUCUUGUGGUCAAGAUAAUCAGAUCAAACUCUGGCUUAUUUGGUUUGCAGAUUACUUAGGUGUGGGAUUAAAAUAUAAAUGUGCAUUGAGUGGACAUUCUGCCCCAGUUCUGGCUUGUGCAUUUUCUUAUGAUGGACAGAUGUUGGUUUCAGGGUCUGUGGACAAAUGUGUCCUAAUAUAUGAAACUAGUACUGGCAAUAUCCUUCAUACUUUGUCUCAACAUACCAGAUAUGUUACAACUUGUGCUUUUGCACCGUGUAUUCUCUUACUUGCCACAGGUUCAAUGGAUAAAACUGUGAAUAUAUGGCAAUUUGACUGUAAGCAACCCUGUUCAGGAAAUAUCAUAGAAAAUGAAUCUGAGAUGGCUGUUGAGAAUUGGUCAGAGGAAGACGUUUCAACCUGGCUUCACGCGCAGGGCUUAACGGACCUUGUUGAGAUUUUCCAAAUGAAUAACAUUGAUGGCAAAGAACUUCUGGAUCUUACAAAAGAAAGUCUGAUGAAUGAAUUAAAAAUUGAGUCUCUAGGUCUGCGCAGUAAAGUCCUCCGUAAAAUUGAAGAACUAAGGAUGAAAAUGGAAAAACCUGUUUCUGUUGCUAUCCCUGAUGAAUUCUUAUGUCCUAUAACAAGGGAGCUUAUGAAGGAGCCUGUUAUUGCAGCAGAUGGCUACUCCUAUGAAAAGGCUGCAAUGGAAAACUGGCUCACCACGAAAAGGCGAUCUAGUCCCAUGACGAAUCUCCCCCUCCCCUCUCUUCUGCUUACGCCCAACAGGACUCUGAAAAUGGCUAUCAGCCGCUGGCUGGAGACUCAGCAGAAACAUAAUGAAACCACUUAGCUCUGCAGUUGUUUACUAACGUUAAUUGAAAUGAAGCUGGCUGUAGCUAAAGAAAAUAACGAUGCUGAAAACAACUGGGGAAAAAACCCCUAAGUUUCUGUUCUAAUCUGUGACGAUCGUUUAAAUGUUCAUGCUAGAAAUUACUGCCCGUGCCACCAAAACAACUACUAAAAAACUUUUCUUUAAGCUAUUGAUAUCUUUACUUCACAGUAUUUCUGUUUAACAACUAAAGCAUUCAGAGUCGCAAUUAGUUUUUAAAAUAAAGGGGUUUUUUAAAUUUUUUUGCUGCAUUUAUGAGUUUUAAGUCUUGAUUUACAAAGAUAAUCUUUCAAAAGUUAAGAAAUAUCAACAGUGGGUAAUCCUUAUUCCUUAUUCUCAUUUAAAAAACAAAAAGUCAAAAAGUUGUCUUUUUUUUUUUCAUAUUACUAAACACGCAGUUGGAAAAGGUCAGAGAGAAUUUCUCCUAUACCCGUCAGAGUGCAUCUCAGCCCACAGCCAUAGCAAUAGUCUUUAUUUUGUAUGGGAAAAGUACAGUAGCUGUGCAAAAACAGAACUACAGGACAAGAAUAAUAAGAAGACUUGUACAAAAUAUCAAAGGAACAGUAAAUAAAUAAGCUAAAGCAUAACAAUGCAAACUCAACAAGGAACUCGUAAGAAUGGCUGUAAGGCUGUUUACAAGGUACACACAACACCGUACACAGACAGGGAUGGAAAAGUGACCGAAUAUGUCAAGUUAAUCGCCUCAACCCGACCCUCGUAGGAACGUCACUGCGUUUGUUUAUUUUCAGAACAGUCUUGCAAAUAUAAAACCUUUAUUUCCUCUGGAAAAAACUUCACAACUUCAUCCUAUAAAACAACUGCUCAUACACUUUUCCUCAAACUUUCAUCCUCACUCCAUCAAUUUCUUGGAUUUCCUAUACAAACACUUUAUAAGCAUUUCAUUCCUGUACCUUUUUCCAUUUAAAAAAAAAAAUAUAUAUUUUCCUUUAAGGUAGCACCCAAAGGUGAGUAGAUAUAGAUAAACUAUAUAAAGUGCGAUUACUGUUAACAUGCCAUAAUAUCGUGUUUGUUAUUCAGUGCAAUAACCAAUAUGGUCAAAGCCUUUCAAUGCACAUGCAAAUGCCACUGUCUGUUUAUUUUACUUGAUUUCUCCUAGUUAUUAAAAAGUUAGUUAUACUUACAUGUCAAAACAUGGCUGCUUGUAGUUUACUCAUACACAAAUUAUUUAUCCUUCCUAAAUGUACAUCAUGCAACCGAAAUUAGAGCCCAUUAGAAAAGUGAUAAAAUACUAGCUUUGAUUAAAAAAAAACAAAACCCUCAUU
Molecule: messenger RNA, 3422 nt
Organism: Struthio camelus australis
Lineage: Eukaryota; Metazoa; Chordata; Aves; Struthioniformes; Struthionidae
Source: RefSeq, a predicted model, not a curated record